Messenger RNA from Medicago truncatula (barrel medic), 1361 nucleotides. Its product is annotated as protein SRG1. Lineage: Eukaryota; Viridiplantae; Streptophyta; Magnoliopsida; Fabales; Fabaceae. The transcript has 4 exons. The record is from RefSeq and is a predicted model, not a curated record. Bases 77 to 1153 code for a protein of 358 amino acids.
UGAUCCAAGCAAAUGCUAUUGAUAUCAAAUUAACAAAAGAACUAUUAAUUGAAUAGGCUUAUAUUUCUUUGCAGCAAUGGAUUCAGAAAUGGUAAAUAAGCUUGGAAGCUCUCUCUUGGUGCCUUCUGUACAGGAGCUAGUAAAGCAACCCAUCACCAAAGUUCCAGAACGAUAUCUUCAGCAAAACCAAGACCCUUCUCUAGUUGUAUCUAGCACAAAAUCUUUACCACAAGUUCCAGUCAUCGAUUUGAGUAAGUUGUUGUCUGAAGAAGAUGAAACUGAACUACAAAAGCUUGAUCAUGCUUGCAAAGAAUGGGGUUUCUUUCAGUUGAUCAAUCACGGAGUCAAUCCUUUAUUGGUGGAAAAUUUUAAAAAACUUGUUCAAGACUUCUUCAAUCUGCCGGUGGAAGAGAAGAAAAUAUUAUCGCAAAAACCAGGAAAUAUCGAAGGUUUUGGUCAGUUGUUUGUUGUAUCAGAGGAUCACAAAUUGGAAUGGGCAGAUUUAUUCCACAUUAUCACUCAUCCAUCAUACAUGAGAAAUCCACAAUUAUUUCCUAGUAUUCCCCAACCAUUCAGAGAAAGUCUAGAGAUGUACUCUUUAGUACUGAAAAAGCUAUGUGUGAUGAUCAUUGAGUUUAUGUCAAAAGCAUUAAAGAUCCAAAAAAAUGAAUUGCUAGAGUUCUUUGAAGAGGGAGGCCAAUCAAUGAGGAUGAAUUACUAUCCUCCUUGUCCCCAACCAGACAAAGUCAUUGGACUUAAUCCUCAUUCUGAUGGUACUGCCCUUACCAUUCUUCUUCAACUCAAUGAAAUAGAAGGCCUUCAAAUAAAAAAAGAUGGAAUGUGGAUUCCUAUUAAGCCUCUCACAAAUGCUUUUGUUAUCAACAUUGGAGACAUGCUAGAGAUAAUGACGAAUGGUAUUUAUCGAAGUAUUGAACAUCGAGCAACGAUUAACUCAGAGAAGGAGAGGAUUUCCAUUGCCACAUUUCACAGUGCUAGAUUGAAUGCAAUUCUUGCUCCAGUUCCAAGCCUUAUUACUCCUAAAACCCCUGCAGUGUUCAACGACAUUAGUGUGGAAGAUUUCUUCAAAGGAUAUUUCUCACGCCAGCUUGAAGGAAAAAUGUACAUUGAUGACAUGAGGAUGAAAAAAGAAUGAUAUUAAUAAUGCAUUGGGAUGGAAAAUUAAAUAAAUAUCAUAGCAAAUAUUAAUAUAGUCAUGUUGGAUGUGAUGGUGUACAAUAUAAUAAUGUCAGUUUGAAUUUACUCUUUGUUUAGUAAUUUAAGCUGGAUUUGUUUCAUUUGAAGUUAAACUGAACUAAUAAAAUGUUCUCAUGUACUAAAUAUUCAUGUUCUUGGUCCCGUGA